Oryctolagus cuniculus (rabbit) is the source of this 6457-nucleotide messenger RNA. Lineage: Eukaryota; Metazoa; Chordata; Mammalia; Lagomorpha; Leporidae. The record is from RefSeq and is a predicted model, not a curated record.
AACUGCUGGGUGUCAGUCACCCCGGCUUCGGUCGUCCGGUGAGGCCCACAGCGGUCCUUAGAGCCGGGUGAGGAGGACGUCUUGUGGCCAGACACACAAGUCUCUCUGCACCCCACAGUGACAGUCCAUGUGGAUGCUCCAUUUUCCAGAAACUUUUUGAUCUUUCAGAGCAAAAGAAAUAUUUUAAUUUUCAAAUUAUGGUUUAAAUUUAUUCAGACAUUUAAUAUUUCCUUAUGGGAAAACAUCUAAAAUCCUAUCUCCUAGGUCGUAUUGUUUGUACAGAAAUAUACAGUACAUUAGCAUUAUCGGUAGUCACUCUUCUUUGCAAGAGAGCCCCAGAACUUUGUACUCCUAACUAAUUAUAACCUAGUAUCUGCUAACCAGCUUUUACCCAUCUCUCCUUACCUGGCCUCUGUUACAUUUGUAACUCCUGUGAGAUCACUGUUUUCUAGACUCCAUAUGUGAGUGAGAUCAUAUGAUGUGUGCAUAGCUUAUUUCAGUUAAUAUAAUGACCUCCAGUUCCAUCCAGGUUGUUGUAGAUGAUAAGAUUUCAGGCUUCUCUAUGGCUGAGUAACAUUCCAUUGUAUAUACAGACCACAUGUUCUUUAUCCGUUCAUCUGUGGGUGGACACUUAGGUGGUUUCCAGGUCUUGGCUGCAGUGAAUAGUGCUGCCAUAAACGUGGGAGUAUAGGUGUCCCUGACAGAUUUCAGUUCCCUUCAGUAUGUAGCCAAUAGUGGAGUUGCUGGAUCAUACAGAUCUAUUUCUAGCUUUUUGAGGAACCGCCAUACUGUGUCCCACAGUGGCUCUACUAAUGGACACUCCCACCAGCAGUGUGCAGGUUCCCUUUACUCCGCAUCCUCACCAGUGCUGUGUCACCUUUUGUCUCUUUGAUAGCAGCCAAUCCAACCAGAGUGAGGUGGUGUCUCAGUGUAGUUCUGACCUCCAUUUUUCUGGUGAUUUGUGAUGAGCUUUUCUUCACGUACUUGUUGCCAUUUGUGUAUCUUCCUUUGAGAAAUGUCUGUUUAGGUCUACUGUCCUUUAAAAAAUUGGAUUAUUUGCUUUUUGCUGUUGAGUUGUUUGAUUUCCUUGUAUAUUCUGGAUAUUAGCUCCUUGCAGAUGUAUAGCUUGCAAAUAUUUUUUCCCAUUCUCUAGGUUGUCUCUUUAUUGUUUCCUGAUGUUGUACAGAAGCUCUUUAGUUUGAUGAAAUCUCAUUUGUCUAUUUUUGCUUUUAUUUCCUGUAUUUUUGGAGUCUGAUCCAGAAAACCCUUGCCCAUUCCAAUGUCCUAAAAUGUUUUCCCUGUUUUCUUCUAGUUUUUUCAAAGUUUUGGGUCUUAUAUUUAGGUCUUUUUAUGUAUGUAUACAUUUACUUAUUUGAAAAACAGUGAGAGAGAGAGAGAGAUCUUCCAUUUGCUGGUUCAUUCCCCAAAGGCCCAUAACAGCCAGGGCUGGGCCGUAGCCAGGAGCCUGGGAUCCAUCUGGAUCAAGGACCCUAGUACUUGGACCAUGAUUUGCUGCCUUCCGAGGUGUAUUGGCAGGAAGUUGGAUUGGAAGUAGAAUAGCAGGGACUUGAACUGGCACUCUGUUAUGGAAUGUGAACAUCCCCAGUAGCAACUUAACACACAUAAUGCCUACCCCAUAUUUAGGUUUUUAAUCCAUUUUGAGUUGAUUUUUGUACUUGGUGUGAGAUAGGGGUCUAGGUUUAUUCUGUAUGUGGAAAUCCACUUUCCCCCACACUGUUUGAAGACUUCCUUUUUCCAAUGUAUGUUCUCAGCACUUUUGUCAAAGAUCAGUUGGCUGAAGAUGUAUGUUCCAUUGGUCUAUGGAUCUGUUUUAAUGUCAAUUACAUGCUAUAUAUAUAUAUAUAUUUUUUUUUUAAAUUUUUGACAGGCAGAGUGGACAGUGAGAGAGAGAGAAAGGUCUUCUUUUUGCCGUUGGUUCACCCUCCAAUGGCCGCCGCGGCUGGAGCACUGUGGCCGGCGCAUCGCACUGAUCCGAAGCCAGGAGCCAGGUGCUUCUCCUGGUCUCCCAUGGGGUGCAGGGCCCAAGCACUUGGGCCAUCCUCCACUGCACUCCCUGGCCACAGCAGAGAGCUGGCCUGGAAGAGGGGCAACCGGGACAGAAUCCGGUGCCCUGACCGGGACUAGAACCCGGUGUGCUGGCGCUGCAAGGCGGAGGAUUAGCCUAUUGAGCCACGGCGCCGGCCAGUUACAUGCUAUUUUAAUUAUUGUUGCUUUGUAAUUUUUAAAGUCAGGUAGUUUGAUGCCUCCUGCUUUGUUAUUUUUGCUCAAAAUUGCUGCAGCUAUUUGGAGUUUUGGUGGUUCCAUAUGUUUUGUGAAAAAUAUCAUUGGGAUUUUGAUGGGGAUUGCUUUGCAUCUGUAAACCACUUUAAGUAUUAUACACAUUUUAGUGAUAUGGAUUCUUCCAGUGCAUGAAUGUGCACUUCCAGUUCACAGGAUGUCUUUCUACUUCUUAUGUCUUAUAACAUGUCUCAUCAAUUUUCUUUCAUUACCUCUUCGGUAAAAUUUAUUCCUAGGUUUGUUGGUUGUUUUGUUUUGUUUUGGUAGCUAUUGGAAAUGGGAUUGUUUUUUUGAGUUCUUUUUCAGAUGACUGAAAAAGAUGCUGUAUAACAACACUAUUGAUUUUUGUAUGUGGACGUUGUAUCCUAUAAUUUUGCUGAAUGUAUUAGUCCUAACAGCUUUUUGGUGUGGUCUUCAGGGUUUCUAGUAUAGAAGAUCUUGUCACCUGUGAACAGUGACAGUUUGAUUCCCCUGUUCUUUAUUUGGAUGCUCUUUCUUUCUUUCUUUCUUUUGCCUGGUUGCUCUGGCUAGGACCCUGACGUACUGUGUUGAAUACAUAUGACAAAAAUAGAGAUCCUUGUCCUGUUUCAGAUCUUAGAAAACCUUUGGUUUUUCUCCAUUCAUUGUAAUAUUAGCUGUUGGCUUGUUGUAUAUGGCCUUUAUUAUGUUAAGAUGUGUUCCUUUUACACCUAAUUUGGUCUGAGUUUUUUAUCCUGAUGGUAUUUUGAAUUUUAUUGAAUGCCUGAUCAUGUCAUUUGUGUCCUUCUUUCUGUUGCUGUGUUGUAUCAUGUUUAUUAGUUUGCAUAUGUUGAAUCAUCCUUGCAUCCUUGUGGUGAAUCCCACUUAAUCAUAGUCAAUAGUCUUUGUAAUAUGUUGCUGAAUUCAGUUUGCUAGUAUUUUGUUCAUCAAGGAAACUGGUCUGUAGUUUUCUUUUUUGUUGUGUCUUUGGUCUUGGUAUCAAGAUAAUUGUGGCCUCAUAGAAUGACUUUGGAAGAAUUCCUUCCUCCUCUACUUUUUGAAAUAGUUUAAGGAAGUAGAUGUUGUGGUACAGGAGGUUAAGUCACUUCUUGGGAUGCCCGUAUCCCGUACCCUGACUAUUCUGUGCCUCUAGUUUAGUUUCCUGCAAGUAAUGCACCAGGGAGGCAGCAGGUGAUGGCCCAAGUACUUGGGUUCCCGCUUGGAUGGAGUUCCUGGCCCCUGGCUUUGGCCUGGCCUGGCCCCAGCUGUUGCAAGUAUUUGGGGAGUGAACUAGUGGGUGGAUGGAAAAUCUGUCUCUGUCUCUCCCUCUCUCACUCUACCUUUCAAAUAAAUAAAUAAAAUUAAAAAAGUAAAUAAAUAGUUGAAGAAGAAUCAACAUUAAUUCUCCUUUAAAUGUUGGGUAGAAUUCAGUAGUGAAGCCAUCUGGGCUUCUCUUUGAUGGGAGACUUUUUUAAAAUUACGGAUUGAAUCUUGCUUCUUGUUAUUAGUGUAUUUAGGUAUCUUAUUUACUAAUGAUUCAAUGUUGGUAUGUUUAUGUGCUGGGAAUUUGUCUAUUUCUGUUCUUCAAUUUGUUGCCAUGUACUUGUUCACAGUAGUUUCUAACAAUCUAUAUUUCUAUGGUAUUAGUCAUAAUGUCUCCAUUAAAAAAUUUCCAUCUCUCUCUCUCUUUAAGAUUUAUUUAUUCAUUUAAAAGGAAGAGUUAGAGAAAGAGGGAAAGAUAGAGAUCUUCCAUCCACUGGUUCACUCCCCAAGCGGUCACAAUAGCAGGAGCUUCCUCCAGGUCUCCCACGUGGGUGUAGAGGCCCAAGGACUUGGACCAUCUUUGGCUGCUUUCCCAGGUGCAUUAGCAGGGAGCUAGAUCUGUAGUAGAGCAGCUGGGACUGGAACCAGUGUCCAUAUGGGAUGCCAGUGCUGCAAGCCGCAGCUUAACCCAUUAUGCCACAACGCCAGCUCCAAUUUUUUGUCUCUGAUUUUAUGUGUUUGAAUUUUCUCUCUUUUUUAUUAGUCUAGCUGAGAGUUUAUCAAUUUUGUUUAUCUUUUCAAAAAAACCAGCUCUUCAUUUCAUUGUUUUUGCAUUGUUUUUUAGUCUCUAUUUUAUUUAUUUCUGCUCUGAGUUUUAUUAUUUCUCUUAUCCUGCGAAUUUUGGAUUUGAUUUGUUCUUGUUUUGCCAGUUCCUUGAGGGAUAGUGGUAUGUUGUUUAUUUGAGAUCUUCCUGCUGUAAAUGGAGGCUGAACAGAAUACUUUAAUUUGUUCAACUGUACUUUAAAAAAAAAAAACAAAAACUUGUGGACAUUAAAAGGUAAGAAAAGGGGCAUGGAAGUAUUUUAGAGAAAGAGUGGAGUAUUAAGGAAUCCACUGGGGUGCCCAGGAGCCCCAAAGGCGCAGCAGCUGCACGGCGGGCAGGCGGCUGCCAGCACCAAGCCCAGGCCGGUGAGGUGCGAUCUGCUGCUGCCAUUCCUUCCUGGAUUUCUCUCAGGUGUGCUGCCGUAAUAAUGCUGGAGUUCAGAAUCUUCCUUUCCUUGGCUCCACAGCAGAAGAUUUCGUUCUCUACAUAUAGAAUAGGCUUCAUGUUUAAAAACAACUGGGUGGUGUUUAAAGCUGAAGAUUGUCAUGGCUGUUUAACCUAAGUUCUAGGCGGAAGUAAGGUUAAUUGUCUUGGAAAUGCUAAUUUGGGGCAAUUCAGUCUGUUCCUGGAACCAUGAAAAUUUUACUGGUUUUUGAUUUUUCAAAUACAAUCAUAGAUGACAACAGUGACACCUGGAUUGAACAGUGUGCUCCAAACAGAAAGCUUCCUGUUGAACUACAAGAUUCUUAUAAAAAAAGAUUUUAGACAGAAUUUAUGGACAGAGUUUUUAAGUAUUUGGGAGAUGAAGUUAUAGGAGAAAAUGAAAUGAAAGCAGUUACAUCAAUACCUUUCACUCCAGGGAUGGUGGAGCUUUUCACCUUUAUCAGAAAGAAUAAGAGGCCGGAUAAAUUUGGCUGCAUCAUUAUUUCAGAUUCAAAUUCAAUCUUCAUAGAUUGGGUUUUAGAAGCUGCCAGUUUUCACAAUGUGUUUGAUAAAAUGUUUACAAAUCGAGCUUUUGAUAACAGUGGUCAUCUCACUGUGGAAAAUUACCAUACUGUAACCUUUUCAAAGAAGAAAGAUGUUGCCAUGCCACAGAAAGGAUAUGCUUCACAGAAAACUCUUUCCAAAGAGCCUAUAGAAUCUUCUGUUUUGGUUUGGUCUUCGGGUGUUGAAAUAAUUUCUUAUUUACAGUUUCUAAUAAAGGAGUAAUAUGAAAAAAAGUAAUCCAAUAAGGGUGCAUAUUUGGCGUAGCGGUUAAGGCAUACUUGGGGCACCUGCAUUCCAUAUUGGAGUGCCUGGGUUUGAGUCCCAUCUCUGCUGUGUUCUGGCUUCUUGCUAAUGCAUAUCCUAGACAGGACAGCGGAUGAUGGCAUGAGCAGUUAGGUCCCUGCCACCUGCAUAGGAGACCUGGAUUGAGUUCCACACUCCUGGCUUUAGCCAGGCCCAGUCCUGGCUGUUGCAGGUGUUUGGGGAGUGAACCAGCAGAUAGGAAUUAUCUCUGUAUCUUUUUCUUUUUCUCUCUGCCUUUCAAAUAGAUAAACUAAGUAAAUAGAAAAUUUAAAACCUAAUAAAACACUCCACAGUAGAUGAAGGGAUUAUUUUGAACAUUUCUGAAGACUUCGUCUUUAUUACAAGUUGACAUCUCACUCAGUGCAUAGCUUGCCAUUUGAAGUGAAGUAGACUCUAAUACACAGUGUGUGCUUUUUGACAUCUCUUAUCUCAUCACCCUUGUCUUCUUCUGGACCAGGGGCAGGCAUGGAAUGAGGUUAAUGUUGUUGUUGAUCUGGGCUUUGGUGAAGAGAUUAGGAGCAGCUCCAUUGUCAGCUGCCAGAAGAAAGAAUUCCUGAGUGUAGUGAAAGGAAAAAACUGAGUGCUGACAGGUUCGAAAACAAGUCCCACUCAUUCUCACCACCGUGUGUGCUGGUCCUUCACUUUCUGCAGUUUCCUCUUGGGGGUGGGGGGAGGGGCUGCUGACACUCACUCUGCGUGAGGCUUUGUGAUUUGUGUUUGAAUGACUGUAGCAACCGAAUGCCUCGCUUAGCCACUUACUGUACUGCAUUAGGGAAGAAAGCACCUAUUUGUUAAUCCUACUGCUGCCACCUUUUUUUUUUCUUC